Momordica charantia (bitter melon) is the source of this 2020-nucleotide messenger RNA. Its product is annotated as Leucine-rich repeat (LRR) family protein. The record is from RefSeq and is a predicted model, not a curated record. Gene Ontology annotation, molecular function: protein binding. Lineage: Eukaryota; Viridiplantae; Streptophyta; Magnoliopsida; Cucurbitales; Cucurbitaceae.
ACUAAUUCCUUCCUCUUCCACAACUCCACCACCAGAGUCCACCUCUGUAUCCUCUUCCGAUUCCUUUCUUCAUUGUUCGUUCUUCAUUCUCAGUCUCCAAUGGCGAUUUCUUCCGUCUUUCUCCUCUUUCUCCUCUCCCUCUUCUCCUCCAUCGCCCCCUCCCACUCCCUCAGAGGCUAUUUCAUCGAUUGCGGCUCCACCGUCCCGACGGAUCUCGACGGCCGUACUUGGCAACCCGACGCCUUCGUCUUCGCUGGAACCCCCAAGAACCUCACCGGCCCCGUUCUUGUUCCUACCCUAUCCACUCUCCGCUCCUUUCCUAGGGUUCUUAAUCGCAAGUUCUGUUAUGUUCUACCGGUGUUUCGUGGCCGGAGGUAUAUGGUUAGGACCACGUAUUUCUACGGCGGGGUUAACGGCGGCGAUUCUCCUUCGCCCCCGGUUUUCGAUCAGAUUGUUGAUGGGACUUUCUGGGGCGUCGUGAAUACUACCGAGGAUUAUGCUGGGAAUUUGACGUCGUAUUACGAGGGGGUUUUUAUGGCCAAGGGGAAGUCGAUGAGUGUUUGCAUUGGUUCCAAUACGUAUACGGAUUCCGACCCUUUUAUUUCUGCCUUGGAGGUUGUCAUGUUGGGGGAUUCUCUUUACAAUACCACGGAUUUUGAGAAAUUCGGCUUGAGUUUGGUUGCUAGGCAUAGUUUUGGGUACAAUGGAUCCAACUUACGGUAUCCUGAUGACCAAUUUGAUCGGUUUUGGCAACCAUUUGGGAAUAGCAGUUGGAAUGUAACCAAUAGAAAUGUAUCUGCCUCUGGUAUAUGGAAUCUCCCCCCGUCAAAGAUGCUUGAAUCAGAACUGAAGACUGAUACGUUGGAACCAUUGGAGUUGAACUGGCCUCGUUUUUCUCUUCCAAAUUCAACAUAUUACAUUGCUCUAUACUUUGCGAAUGAUCAUGCUUCAUCACUAGAUAACUCGAGGGUAUUCAACAUAAGUGUGAAUGGUAUACCAUAUUACCAUGAUCUAAAUGCAACUUCGGCAGGUCAUGUUGUUUUUGCUUCUCGGUGGCCUCUUCAUGGUCCAAUGAAGAUAACCUUGACUCCCUCUCCUAGUUCAAAACUUGGCCCAUUGAUCAAUGGUGGAGAGCUUUUUGACAUUUUGGCCCUUGAAGCAAGAACUCUUACAAGAGACAUCAUCGCUCUGGAGAGAAUAAAAAAUAGUCUGAAAAACCCCCCAGCAGAUUGGAAUGGUGAUCCAUGUUUCCCCAGUCAAUAUCGCUGGACAGGAAUUACAUGUUCUUCUGGCACUCGAAUUCGUGUGGUUACCUUAAACCUUACAAGUAUGGACCUUUCAGGAUCCUUAUCACCUAGUGUUGCCAAUCUUACUGCAUUGUCUGGAAUCUGGCUUGGGAACAACAAUUUUUCUGGACCCAUUCCUGAUCUCAGUCCACUGAAGUUAUUGGAGAUAGUGCAUUUGGAAGAUAAUAAUUUCAGUGGAGAGAUUCCAUCAUCACUUGGAAAUAUGCCUCGCUUGCGGGAAUUGUUCUUAUACAACAAUAAUUUGACUGGUGAAGUUCCUUCAAGUCUUGCUAAUAAAAAGGGACUUGAGCUUAGGGUCUUUCCAGGAAACCAUCUAUCGGGGCCGCCACCUGCUUAGCAAUUUUGUAUUUUUUAAUUUUUUUUUUCUUUUUUCCUCAAAGGUAAAUGUAAAGGGUAUCAGAUGCCAAUUGUUUGUUUGUGUAUAGUAGUGUUCGAGAAAGAACAGUGUAACAUUUUGCCCUGUAAGUUCUUCAAGGAAACUGGCCUACCCAUUAGCCUGCAAUUGUGGAAUAGAAAUUUGUUCGAUAGCCUUCUUUGUUGCAAUAUGUACGAGUUGCCGUCCUAGUGGUUUUAUUCUUUGAUUUAUUGUCCACAUUCAAUCACCCCGUGUACUCACAGACCAAGAUUACUGUUCUCUUAUUCCCUAAUUGGGUGCACAUAAUUGCCCAUGUAUAAUUGUUUCUUGCUAAUAAUAUGAUUUUGGGUUUGAUAAA